Molecule: messenger RNA, 723 nt
Organism: Pollicipes pollicipes
Lineage: Eukaryota; Metazoa; Arthropoda; Thecostraca; Pollicipedomorpha; Pollicipedidae
Product: translation initiation factor IF-2-like
Exons: 5
Coding region: 1-576 (191 amino acids)
Source: RefSeq, a predicted model, not a curated record
AUGAACGGAUACAACCAGUUCUGGUGCGCACAGCGCCAGCAGAACCGGUUCGUCUCUGUGCCGCCCUACACCUACUGUGAUGCGGCCGAGAGCGGUGUAUCUCCCCUCCCCUCCCCUCCCCGGAUCCUGCCCGCCCCGGCCUCAUCAGCGCGUCCCUCUCCCUUCCCCUCCCCGGAUUCUGCCCGCCCCGCCUUAUCAGCGGGCGCUGUGGCGUCUCUGGUCGGCGGCCGGCCCACGGCCGACCCCGCCGCGCAGGCGUCGAGCAGUACUACGGCGUUGUCAACCGGUUCUACCGGGAGGAGGUACGCGCCUCGGCCGCCUCUGCUGUCGUCAGGGCAAACGACCGGCGGCCCAGUGCGGCGGCCAGUGAGGACGCCGAGGUGGACGGCGACCGGUCCCCGGACUGUGGCGUGGGCUCCCCGCCGGACCUUGGUGAGACUGCAGCCCAGACUGCGUCGGACUGCAGCCCAGACCGGCCGCCGUGGCGCGGCCGCGGCGACAGUCCGGUGCCCGAGCGGCUGCUGGCUGUGCUCCGGCGACCGGCCUUCGUGCUGCUCCAGCCAGUGGACGACGUGAUCGGCGACCCGAACGAGCCAGUGGUGCGCGCCGCCGCCUACAUCGUGCACGGCGACGAGGUGGUGGGCAGGCGGGUCUGCGCUGACCGGGCCCAGCUCGCGCCGGCAGCCGAGACGGAGCUGAGUGCUCUGGGCGAUGAACCCCGCG